This is a messenger RNA of Brenthis ino (lesser marbled fritillary), 399 nucleotides long. Lineage: Eukaryota; Metazoa; Arthropoda; Insecta; Lepidoptera; Nymphalidae. The record is from the annotation of a GenBank genome assembly.
AUGUGCCAGUGUAGUAGAUUAACAUAUUGUUUGGGCAACAUAUUUUAUAUUUUUGAAAGGUUAGUUUCAUGUUGUGCGUUGACAUCAGUGGUUACAUGCCUCGUCGCAACUCUCAUAGUAAUGCUAGCUUUGGGCAUUGGACUUGGAUACAACUAUUGUUUUAUUGAUAUGGAGACCGGAAGAUAUAAGGAUGAUCUAUUAGUGAAGCCAGUAGAAACACACGUAACGACUAGCGCAAAUGGCAUUAUUUUUGUAAAACCAAUGGUUACUACAACGACACCGUUGCCCAUCGAAGUUAACUCUACAAUGAUUGCACCAUUAAAUAUUGGCAUUAAUUUUACCUAUCUCAUACAAAAAAUAAAGGAGAAAAAGCAUAAUGUUACCUUAGAAUUAAUUUAU